Messenger RNA from Poeciliopsis prolifica (blackstripe livebearer), 4503 nucleotides. RefSeq names its product homeobox B3a (gene hoxb3a). Gene Ontology annotation, biological process: regulation of transcription by RNA polymerase II. The record is from RefSeq and is a predicted model, not a curated record. Lineage: Eukaryota; Metazoa; Chordata; Actinopteri; Cyprinodontiformes; Poeciliidae. The transcript has 3 exons. Gene Ontology annotation, cellular component: nucleus. Gene Ontology annotation, molecular function: RNA polymerase II cis-regulatory region sequence-specific DNA binding; DNA-binding transcription factor activity, RNA polymerase II-specific. The coding region runs from base 666 to 2096 and encodes 476 amino acids.
UGGCUCACAGAACCUGAGAGACUCCUGGUUGCCCCCCUCCAACAAGCACCCCCACCCAGAUCCCCGCCACGGCCAAGACGUCACGUGCUUCAUUAAAUAAUUAAUGCAGGGAUUGCAGAACCGAUAUGGAUUCGUCAGGAAUAUAACGGACAGAACGUCGCUCUGCUCCAAGUGUGCGUGUGUGUCUGACGUGGAAAAGUCAACUGUCCUUUAAAAAAUACAAGCCCCUUGUAUCAGCAGAGAGUGGAGAGAAAGGAAAGAAGAGAGACAGAGGGAGGGAGAGAGAGAGCGAGAGACGGGAGAAGAGAAGACACGCCAACAGAGUGAGAGAGAGAGAAAGAGAGAGAGAGAACAGGAGAAAAGAGAGAAGGAGGCUGCAAUAAAACAAAUUUGGACGGGUGUGUGUCUUGCGGGUCGCUGUGGACGCCGUGAGUAUUGCGGAAGGAAGGGGACUGCAUGGGGGGAAAGCCCACUUCUUCCUCCUACACGCCGCGCCGCCUUCGCCCGCUUCCCACUCAGUGAAUAACAGGCUGUUUUAACACCGUGGUCAGGUUGCAGGGGACCGUUGGAGAGACACCGUCACGUGACCCCCGGUACCAAAUGGUCUUCCGGCAGUGGUUUUCAUUAAGGACCGGAGCAAAAGAAGACGCUGCCAUCUCUCAGAAAUGCAGAAGACAACAUACUACGACAACUCCCCAACGCUUUUUGGUGGCUACUCUACCUACCAGGUGCAAGGAACAGCAGCAGCUGCCAAUGGCUUUGGGGGCUACGAUGCCCCGGUCCCAGUGUCCCACCACCAACCUCCCUUCCAGUCCCCAACCCAUCUGGAUGUGGAUUCGUACCAACGCUCCGCCUGCUCUUUGCAGUCACUAGGCAAUAAUAGUGGCCACCAGCAGCAGCUAGCCAAGACCAAGGAGCUGAAUGGCAGCUGCAUGCGGCCCAGUUUGCCGCCUGAGCACCACCCAGCCUCCCAGGUGUCCCCUCCACUGCCCCCCAAAUCCAGCAAUGGUAAUGUCACCACUCAGCAGCCGGGGGGCAGUGCUGGGUCUUCUACAGUCUCUAAAUCAGGCCCUAAUAAGUCAUCAAACUCUUCCUCCUCCACAUCUUCUUCUACAUCAUCCAGCUCCUCUUCACUGCCGCCCAACCCAACGCUAGCCAAGCAGAUCUUUCCCUGGAUGAAGGAGUGUCGGCAAACAACCAAGCAGAAAAACUGUUCACCCAGCAACAACUCCGGCAACGCAUCGGGGAGCACUGAGAGCGGCAGCAGUGGGGAGAAGAGUCCUUCUGGAGGUUCAUCUGCAUCAUCCAAGCGCGCUCGUACAGCGUACACCAGCGCUCAGCUGGUAGAGCUGGAGAAGGAGUUCCACUUCAACAGGUACCUGUGCCGACCCAGGCGUGUGGAAAUGGCGAACCUGCUCAAUUUGUCCGAACGCCAGAUUAAGAUCUGGUUCCAGAAUCGACGCAUGAAGUACAAGAAGGACCAGAAGUCCAAGGGCUUGAGCUCCAGCUCUGGAGGACCAUCUCCGGCAGGUUCCCCUCCUCUCACCAUGCAGUCCUCUGCCAGCUUCCUGAACUCAAUGCAUCCAAUGGGAGGGGGAGGAGGGGGUCCUGCUUAUGAGACCCCCUCCCCACCAUCCUUUGGAAAGCUCCACCAGGGAGUGUCUUAUUCUAUGUCCACUGCCUAUUCCAAUGUUCCUAUGAAGGGCUGCCCUCCUCAGAAAUACGGUGCCCCAGAUCCAGACUAUGGUGAUCCCCACCACAGCCUAGUACAGGCCAACAAUGCUGGCUAUGGGACGCCAACAAACAUGCAGGCCAGUCCAGUCUACGUUGGGGGUGGCAGCUAUGUGGAGCCCAUGGCUGGCUCCGGGCCCUCCAUGUACGGCCUAAACCACCUGGGCCCUACGCCGCCCCACCACCAAACCAUAGACUACAAUGGCGCAGGGCCCAUGUCAACUACCAACCAGCACCAUGUGGGUGGAGGGGGCCCUCAGGGUCCCUGUGACCCACCCACACACCCAACUUACACCGAGCUGUCAGCACACCACACCUCAACUCAGGGUAGAAUCCAAGAAGCACCCAAGCUCACCCAUCUGUAGCAAGUUUGGAACAAAAUGACAAUGCAGGAAUUAAAAAAUAACAGAAAAUGUAACAUGACAUGACUCACAAAGAGACAAACCAAAAUGUGGGGACUACACUGCUGCAGUGGGACAAUGGGAGGGGCGAAGCAGGACAGAAAGGUGCCUUCCAGUGGUUUGUGAAAUUCUCUCUGCCAUAAUAUGCAAGAAACAGUGUUAAAUACCACUACCUUCAUUACAACAGCAUCACAUCUGUUAUAUUAAGGAAAAACAUUCCUUAUUGUUUUUGAAAAAACUGUUUGUUUUAUUUUAAAAACAGAAAGCUGAAAGUACAACAAAAAAAAAUCAGAUUUAACUAAGCUUUGGCUGAAUAUCACUGUGACAAUUGGAACCUUGUAAUUUAUUACAGUAAAUUGGGAAACAAAACCCUAUAGUUUUUAUUAUGUCAUCUGGCUUUAUAUUCAGUAUUGAAUUUUAUUUUUCAAUUUAUUAUUCUACCUCUUAAGAAGGAGCAUCUACCAUAGCAAGAAAUAUUUCAAUAUUUCAGUCAGUUAUGUUGAGUGUAUAAAUAAACAUCCAUGUUCAUAGACUUCUGAUAGGCACUAGUAGACAUUUGUAGCAAAUUGCAACAAUAGUAUAGUGAGCAUGGAGUUUAAAAGAGAAAUAUAAUGACCCUUUAAGAGGUACAGCAUGGUUUCAAAUGUUCCUUUAAUGGCAAAAUAUCCCCCUAAGAAACAUAUAUACACACAGCUCUCCUGUCUGGUAGAUGAAAUGGUUGCGAUUUUAAUGGGUUGUUAAUGAGGUGGUUAGAUUUAUUAUGCUGACUUCUGUCCCCUGCAGGCAACACGUGUUGUUGUCAGCAGAGCUGAGCUAUGUGGACUGAUCUGUCUCUCCAUCAGUUAGAACUUGAGACAGAGAAAAAUAUAUGGCUCAAGCUGGCAGCACAGAGCUUCCUUUGAGCCUCGUGUUUUAUGAAGCACAUCACAACCACUGGACAGCUUUCCAGUCACUGUCUUUUCCCCCUGCAGUACCCAUCUCUGUCUGUCUAGACCCAAUCGUUACUAACCCAAUCUCACCUGCUUUCCACCCCACCUUCCCAGCACACACAACCACAUAGGCACAGGUACAUAUUCAUCCGUCCCAUCACCGUAACAGGGUUUAAGAUGAGAACUUAAAGUUGAACUAGCUCCAACAGCCAGACUCUUAUUCUAAACUACCUUUUGACAGUUACGUCGGCAUACACACACAGCAAUACUAAGCUAACUUCCUCUCACUGACACAUGUCCAGAAGCAGCUAUCCAGCUGCUGACAUCUCUAGACAAAUAUAAGAGGGCACAGAAUCUACAAUUUUAGUGUCCUUAUUUAGCACAUCAUUGAGACAGGGUAAAAAAAGAAGAGUGGAGAGAACUAUUUAUUUAUGUCUAAAAAAGUCAUUGACAAUACCCACCUCACCCACAAACUCCCAUCCCAUUACACACCAAUGUGUGAAACCCCAUUUCCUCUUGUUUUAUUUCGUUCCCACAUGUCUUGACUUUUAACAUGGAAACAGGGUAUAUAUUUGAACAAAAAAUGCAUGUCCCACAUUUCUGAGCAUAUGUGUAAAACUUAUUUUUAAAACAACUGGAUUUAUUUUUUCCUCUGUCAGUGAGUAGAUUUUAGAAAAUACAUGUCAGACACUUCCAACUGUUGAACUCGGUGUCUCCAGUGACUGGGCACUGUGGAGUGGAUGGGCCGUCCACACUCACUGAUAAUUAGGAAAUAAAUCCCUCAAGUUGUUUUUAAAAGCUCAAGAUUUACUCAAAUGCUGUUUUUACAGCUGGGCAUCAUUGUUGCACUUAGAGUUUACAUUUUGAUGGUUAAUGGUUAAAAAAAAAAAGAUAAAAUCUUAUUUUGAAGACGGAAGACCGUCCAAUCAAAGCGUCUGUCGCUAACGUGUGUUCAAUUGAACAUUCACAUAUAAAUAUUUAUUUGUUAUAGCCAGUUUAAAAAGAGUUUCGUUUUGUAAUAAUAUUAUUUAUCCUUUGUGUAUUUAUAUUGAGGAAGAAAAUCCUGUACUUUUUUAGUAUUUACCUGUAAUAAAAGCAACAUUGUGUUUCCUCUUGUCCAUGUACUGAAGUUACAAUUUCAGUUCUUGUAUUUUAGAAAAAAAUAGAUAGUUUUUUUAAUUAUAAUUAUUAUUAUUAUUAUUAUUAUUACCCUUUUUAUGUUAUUAUCCUUGUACAUAAAUGUCUUGGCUUGUACAGGGAAAGACGAGUGUUGGGUUUGGACAUCCACCCAUAGUCUGAAAAUAGAAACAACCUAUUAGCAGGAAAGACAAAAAAAUUCCUUUUGGAGGAAACAUUUUUUUGUCCUUUGUAGUUUCUAUUUUUUUUCACUGUUGAUAAAGUUGUCUGUCAAACAAUUCUUUAAUAAAAUUUUAUGUUACACA